AUGUCUACGAACAUUAUUCCCCGUCCUCAAAAGCUGAGAAAGAUGGCUAAAAAGAAGCCGCAAGCCGCUCAGGCUGUUCAGGCCACUCAGACCACUAAUACUUCGAUGUCCAACUCGAGGACUGGGGAGGAUCAGACAGAUCAGUCGAAGCUGGCAGACCGCCGCUUCGUCACCGACAAAGAAUACCCACCUCGAUUCAGUCUGAAAGAUAUUGAGGUCGAGAUCGGCACCUGGAUGUGUUUCGCCGGCCGCGAGGACACCCUUCUACUUUCAAUCCAUGGAGCCUGCAUCACGGCAAAUAACGUGCCAUGCUCCUCCUUCGGAUUGUACUAUGGUCUCCAUAACUUGCACAAUGUCUCUCAUGCCAUCAGCGGCAAAACUCAUACAAACCAGACCGCCAUCUUGACUGCUUGCCUCCGGGCCCUGCGCAAUGCGACUUUCAUUAUGGAUGAGCGACUGAAGAUGGCUAGCAGUAGGAAAGACCUGGCGCCUCUGCGGACCUUCAUUAUCAAGACUGAUUCUGAAUACCUGGUUCGUGGCAUCACCGAAUGGCUGCCUAAAUGGAAGGAGGCUGGAUGGAAGACUUGCAAGGGUGUUACUAUUGCCAAUGCUGACUUGUUUCAGCUGGUGGAGGCUGGCAUUGUUGUGUUGGAGAGAGUUGUUGAGGUCAAGUUCUGGCUUGUGCCCAAGGAGAACAACCAGGAGGCUGAGAGUCUGGCCAAAUGGGCUAUUGUGCACUGA
Messenger RNA from Penicillium nucicola, 741 nucleotides. RefSeq lists its product as uncharacterized. NCBI's taxonomy places the organism in Eukaryota, Fungi, Ascomycota, Eurotiomycetes, Eurotiales, Aspergillaceae. The record is from RefSeq and is a predicted model, not a curated record. Gene Ontology annotation, molecular function: RNA-DNA hybrid ribonuclease activity; nucleic acid binding. The transcript is spliced from 3 exons. The coding region runs from base 1 to 741 and encodes 246 amino acids.